Molecule: messenger RNA, 4685 nt
Organism: Orbicella faveolata
Lineage: Eukaryota; Metazoa; Cnidaria; Anthozoa; Scleractinia; Merulinidae
Source: RefSeq, a predicted model, not a curated record
UAUGAAUCUGACGGUAAAUUAAGACUUUAUGGAAAAAGUCAAUGCAACAUUACAUCAAGCAUAUAUAUAUUUUUCAUGUUUGUAUUUUAUCCAGGCAUGAUGCACGCUUACUUGGAUGGCGCCAUUUUAGCGUAUGGAAUGUCACGUGUUACGGAAACAACGACGCGCCUGCCAAACGCGCGAAAAUGACUAACGCUAUGGCAAACACUAUACAACAACUGUAAAACCAUGAUUCGUUUCAUAACCAAUAGCAAGUUGCUUAAGUUAUUAAAGAAUCGUUUUGUCGAGUUAUUUGUAUAGAUUUAGUGUUGGCUAUUUAGCAGCGAUUUGGUGUCUGGAGCUAAGAGAUGUUAGAAUUUUCGACUCUUGAUCAGGGAUAAGAUAAAAACAUACCAAAAAGGCCCUACGCGACGUUUUUCGUGAGCAACUAACUUACUUAUUUUGCAAUUAGUUAUGAAAUUAUAUAAACUCAAAUAAUUGUACCAUUGCCAGGCCUGCUGACUGAGUGCCACGCGUAUCGACACCAAUAGCAUAAGCUAAUGUGUCUAAGAGCAGACGGGUUGACAAAACUGUCUGGCCCCAAUUCUAAAACAAUCACUAAGUCAUUUUCGAAACUUUACAACAAAAUCAACCUCGAUAAGGGUGGAGUAAUAGAAUUACUGACUGAGUAAGACUGUCAAGACAAUCAAGAAAACAGACAUCUAUUCUGCCCUUGGUCAUUUUCCACGGUCCUCAACUCGCUGCACUCGGCUCAUAAUACAUGAAUCUCAAGCCAACUAUAUGCCGUCCGCUCGUCUUCAGUCCAAAAGCUAAGUUCGUAAUGUGUUUUUUUAUCUUUCAUUCGCUUUUUAUCUUUGAUUUUACUUGAGACGAUUCUUUCACAAUCAAAAAAAGGUAAGAUUAUGUAAUUAACAUGUUUAUAAGAAAUUAGUUUGCUUUUUUCAUGGUCUUAGACUUUGUCAAACUCAUAGGUUUUUAAUACGACAAUCAUUUUUUCAAAUUGUUACUGACUAGCAAACUUGUUACUCGUAAGUCGCGCACCAGAAGCGUCAACGAGCAGGACUCGAUUAGACAUCGACCACCUAAUGCUGACGAAUAUGUACUAGUUUUUUUCUUUUUUUCUUUUGCUUUUUUUUCUGAGGCCUUCUGCGCCAAGGAGCUAGUGGAAGGUGACUAAAUUUUCUUCUAUAAUGGUUGUAUUCGCGCAAGAGUUCCGCGGUAUAGAGGUUUUACAGUAAAAGGAACAGUUGAAGAUUUAUCCUUCUAGUUAGAGUAUUUCCUAUAAUAAAAAUGAUUCUGAUUACUACUUAAGCGUUAAGAAAAUGCCCCGCGAAUCACCAAUUUUAACUAAGUGAAGCAGUUCAUCCAAACAUUUCUGCCAACAAGCCAUAGUGAUUGUCAUAGUUAUUUGCAAAAAGCGCGCUCCAUGAAAGUGACUUAACUUCAAUUUUCCAAGAAAUUUUCAUAAUCGAGUAUUACAUCGGAACACCACCCACACGUAGUAAAGACAAAAGACCUGAACGAAAUAUCAGCAGGCAUCGAUUAUCAACAGGUGAAACGCAAUUAUCACAGCAAGAAUACGUGGCUCACUAAUUAUAUUAUCACACGGUUGUCAUAUAACAGCGGUCAUUUAUUGACUUAUCACCCUGAUAGACUGACAAGACGGGCCAAAUAUGAGUUCCUUGCAUGACAGCACGUUGAGCAUCAGUAAACUUGAGGAAAUAGAGCCUGGCGGUGAGUUUUUGUUCGAUAACCACGCAAAUUCUAGAAACAAAGAGAGCUAGAUAUUUAAGGAAAGAAAGCCAGUGCGAAUAUCCUAAUAUCGCAAAAGCUAAGGAAUAUAUCUGCCCAGUACGGAAGAAACCAUUCUCUCUAGAUAUAAGCUAAAGAAGGUGUCUUAAUGUGCUAUUGAUAGUCACGCAUGAAAAGAAAUUAAGCGUUUGCGACCGAUUUAUAUCAGGAAAAUUUUUAAGCCAACAAAAAAUAAAUCUACAAUAAAAUUACUUUUAAGUGUAAAGAAAAACAGAAACAUCACGGUUUGUUUAGUUUAAUCAUACUUUAUUUCUUCAAGUCUUACAAACUGUUUAAAAUGCACGGAGAUAUAAACAUAUAUAUUUUUUCUUUUUAAACUGAGCGCAUCGCUUUUUUACCUUUAGGCUAUUAACCUUAAGAAACAAAAUUGGCUGUUUCUAAGAUAUUUUAUUUCGAGAAACUAUUAGCGACAUUAAGGAACAAUUUCCAAUAUAAUUUUGACAGUGUUCCAGAAGGAAGAUAGAAAACCACAAACCGUUAAAGCUUUGAUUCCUCGUAGAGAAACAGCUUCAGAAAAUAUUUUUCAGUCUGGCAUUCAGGACCGUUAAUUGCUCUAUGAAUAACCUGCACAUGAGCGUGAAUGGCAUAGAUUAUCCCUCGUCAAUGACAGGAUGAACAAUACAGAGAUAAAUUUAUAAGUGAACGGCGAGACGGUCACUAUAUUGUCUUGCCAUUAAGAACGAACGCUGACGCAAAAUUAGAAUAUUCGUUCUUUGUUUUACAACUAAAGUCCCCACAGCCCAUCAAUUUUACCGAGGGCCUUCAAACAUAUUGCCUUGCCCGCUAUUAGGGGAUAUAAAGUUGAAACAGUUGAGAACUCUUCAAAAUCCACUCACAACUCCAUUUAUUAGACUUUCACUAAUGGCUUUGAACGGCUUGGUUUCACAGGUUCUAGAAAUUUUAAUGACCAAGCAACUCAUAUGGUUUCACCUGCUCGCCGGAACACGUGGAGGCUCAAAAUCGAUAUCAAAUUCUGUUUUCUUUUAAGCAAAUGAAAUAGCUUUCUUGUGAUUGAGAAGGAAAAGCUCAUGCCCUCUGGAAGCCCAACCUUUAGCUGAUGUUUCCAACCAAGAACAAAUUGCUUUUCGGAGAUAAUUCUUAAUUUUCUGUGUAUAGUUCGGUCAUUACUAUAUUUAGUUGAAUUUAUCUCUGUUUAAACUUGAUUACGUGGAAACUUUAAGCCCACCUUCUUUCCUUUGCAAAUUAAACGUUUUUGUUAAACUCUCGUUGAAUUCAACUAAUCUAAGAAGUCAAGAAGUUCAACCGGUCUUGCAGACACCUUCAUCCAAACUAUGUUUAACUGAGUUUCCUUCUGUUCAAUUUGGUUUAGUUUGGGAAUGAAAGACUCUCAUUUCAUUCCAAAUUUAACUUUUUAAGAAAAGCCCACUCUCUUUGUUUAAUACAAUAGGAACUGAAUUGAACUGCCCAGCUCGAUUGAAUUUAAAUUCUAUAUUUGAGAGUAAGGUAACUAAAAGUUUAACCCAGACGAAAUGUUCCCAAAUUAGAGCAGAAUACAAACAAGAAGAACAGUGAGUUCUAAGGGCUACUUAAAGCAAAACAACAUUUAUUUUUCGUGAGAAAAAAGAAAAGAGGAAGUUGUGUAAUCUUGAAACCGAUCGCUCGAGCCUGAACAACUGUCAUAAACUCGUUAUCGGAAAUAAAGGAAACUUGCAUAAAUGACAUGGUAUUUGAUAAGUGGGGCCAUUUAUGACAUCAACGCCCCUUAAAAAUAUUUCAAUACGAAAUUAUACACCUGCGAUUCAAAUCAUAACUGAUAUAAACCCAAGCCACUGCUAACAACGUCGUCAUUUGCGCGUGGUAGAGAAAACCUGCUCUUGUCUAGAGAUAGAAUCCUGCACUUCUAGCGCUGUGUAACUCGCAAACUCAGUCGAAUCAAAAUGGAAACAAGUUUAACUUUCUCAAAAUGGCUGAUGUUUGUUCUAAGCUUCCUUGCCUACACAAUUGCUUUCGUAAAUGGACAUCCGAAUGCAUUCUCGUGGACGCCGAAUGAUUCCGAAGAUGACGUCGGAUUCCGAAGCCUUUCGGAUGGCGAUGUACCAACUUUGGAUGAUUUUGAAGAAUUAGAUGAUUUGACUGAUCUAGAUGUCGAUGACGAAGACAGCCUUCUCGAGUACAAUUUUAUGAGGAACAAUAAAAGAAGCCCUAGCUCUGUAAGCAACAAGAGUUUUAAAAAUAAAGCUGGAUACUACCUCAUUGAAGGGGCCAAUCAUGGCAUAACUGGAACAACAAGCCUGUCGCAGUGUCAAAUGAGCGGUAUGUUAGUUAUGUUUUAAAAAAAGAUUAACAGUUUUUUUUUUUAACUCUUUUCAAGUCUCAUUGGUCGAACGCAAAACAAGUAGCAUGCCUGUCUGCAUGGACGGAUAGCAACAAAAUGGCCGCUUUCCAUUAGAGGUUAUCUUAAGGACGUUCGCGCUAGUUGUUUCCGCGCAUCCUUACUGCGCACGCAAGUUCACACGCCACGUCAUGUAUGAGAGUGCGCGCUAAGUAAUAAAAUCAACAAUGAUAGGACAGAUGGCCAUUGUUAUAGCUUUGCCUAAAUUUAACGAGCUUGGAUGUUCGGUGACCCCUACUUUUCUUUCCAGAAACAGAUCUUAUUUACAAUUAUCUCCACACUGUUUAAAAAUGAACAAAAAAUCAAUGCGGGAAGUUUAAAAAAUUUCAAGAUUUCUGUCCACGGGACAUAGAAUCCUGCCAUGUUGCUGCUGCAAGGCGCGUGAAACUAUGGUCGCUAAAUGGGAACCUGUACUUUGAGGAACCUCACCAGUAGACUAAAUUCACCUAAACAAUAUUUGGCAGAGAACAUUUCACUUUGAAGAUCUAAUUGCAAUAUUUUUGGGCUUACAGACACUGUG